AUGGCGGAUCGUUACAAGCUCGCAUACUCGGUGCCACGAUCUCAUCUGGAUGCCACCAAGGCAGCCAUUUUUGAAGCUGGCGGCGGCACCUAUGAUAACGGAAAAUAUGUCCACGUCGCUUUCGAGAGCCCAGGCACAUGCCAAUUCAUACCCGUCUCUGCUGCAGGAGCAACCCCUCACACUGGUGCCAUCGAUCGACUCGCACAAGUACCCGAAUAUAAGGUCGAGAUUCUUUGCGUUGGGCGGGAUGUUACUAGAGAGGCAGUCUCUGCCUUGAAGAGGUACUUGGACCCAGCCAUGGGCGAUUCAAGGGAGCACUGGAUGCUGACAAAGGCUGCAGAACGCAUCCAUACGAGGUGCCGCCGUAUGAAGUGCACAAACUCGAAGACUUCUAAGGUUUAA
Colletotrichum fioriniae is the source of this 402-nucleotide messenger RNA. The record is from RefSeq and is a predicted model, not a curated record. NCBI's taxonomy places the organism in Eukaryota, Fungi, Ascomycota, Sordariomycetes, Glomerellales, Glomerellaceae.